CGGCCGUUGGACCCAUAAGCGCGCACGCACGUUACGUCCGCACUGUACACGCGCGGAAACGCGUCUCGGUUCCGUUGUGCGACCUUACCUUCAUAGGAUUGAUCUUUGUACGCCGCACGACUAGCAUUGAUCGCUCAUAUGCGAUCGUGGAAGUAUAUGUAGCUAUCUGCACGCACAGGUGUUUUUCAUUUCGAUUCCGCGUGAAAAGGAAAAACCGCGUGAGUAAUCGGUGCACGGAGUGACGACAACCUCCCUCCGAGUCUCCGCGACCCUUCGCUCGUCAGAAGGGGAUCCCCUCGCGAUCGGUAUCCAUCACCAGUGGCCGCCGCAAUAGGUCGACGUUGCGUCUGCCAGGUGCGAGGGAAGUGCGCGAGAGUCAAGCGAGCGAGUCUCCGAUGAUCCAUUUGAUGCAUAGCUGUCGGGUUUGAUGCAGCACCAUUAAAUCACGAUAGAGAUCGGUAACUUCGAGUGGCUUCGAAGUAGCCAAGAAAGCAGGAGUGGUGAAGUGCGAAGUGUUCGGCCAAGUUUCUGAUCGACAAUCGAAUCCGGCGAAGCGUGAGCAGAAGAAAUGGCAUCGGCAGCAGCGGAAUUAGUAGCGGAAAGGGAGCCGGAACUCAGGCUCGAAAUGACGGACACAAACAGGACUUUCGUAGGCGCUCAAGGUCUGGUCAAAAUGGCCUUAGAUCAAUACACGGAGAUUCUCACGACGGUCUCGGACCCACGUGUCAAUGACUGGCCGCUGAUGGAUUCGCCUAUACCGACAUUUCUCAUCGUGCUCCUUUAUAUAUAUGGCGUUGUCAUAUUCGGCCCGCGUAUGAUGGCCAACAGAAAGCCAUACAAACUCAGGAGUGUCCUGAUAGUGUACAACGCGUUUCAAGUUGUCUUCUCGCUAGGGAUGUUGUACGAGCACUUGAUGUCCGGAUGGUUACUUGACUACAGUUACAAGUGUCAACCGGUUGACUAUUCCCACAAUCCGUCCGCUCUGAGAAUGGCGAACCUCUGUUGGUGGUACUUCAUCAGCAAAUUUACGGAAUUUGCUGACACGAUAUUCUUCGUAUUGCGCAAGAAAGACAGCCAAGUGACAUUCCUGCAUUUGUAUCAUCAUUCUCUCACACCUCUGGAGACGUGGAUAUGUGUGAAAUUUAUCGCAGGCGGUCAUGGUACUUUGGGCAAUCUUCUAAACAACGCGGUGCAUGUGAUCAUGUACGCGUACUAUAUGUUAGCAGCCAUGGGCCCGGAAUAUCAAAAGUACUUAUGGUGGAAGAAGCACUUGACCACAAUACAAUUGGUGCAGUUCGUCGUGGUAUUCGUGCACAGUAUCCAGGCCCUCAUAUUUGACUGCGGUUAUCCGAAACUGGUUGCGGGUCUUCUUUUACUUCACUCAUCAAUCUUCAUCGUGCUCUUCUCUGACUUUUAUAGGACUGCUUAUCGUAAAGGAAAGUCUGCGAAGGAACUUAAGGCUGAAUAGAAUACAUGAAGGAAUAAUGGAAGGGAAAACAAAUAUUUGUUUCCAUGUUGAACGAAAAUACGCACAUAUAUACGCACAUGUCACAAAUUCGUUCAAAUGUAGCUCCCUUCUACACCGGUGAAUCGUAUUUAAAAUAAUAUGCAGUUGCAAAAGGGAAUUCUAAAUAUGGGAAAUGAGGAAAAUAUAAUUCUUAUUGCACUCUAAAAAUAAUACAAUUAUCAAAAGUAAAGAGAAAGAUGUUAUGAUGAGACAAGUUAAAAGUGCAUUCAUUUGUUAAGUGCCAUCAUUUUUACGCCAAUACACUUUCAUAUUUAUAAAAUUUUUUCUCGUUUAUAUAAAAUAAUUUUAUAUAUAAUUAAAAAACUAUUUUUUAUAAUUAUUAUAAUUUUUAAAAAAAUUUAGUGAUGGCAAGAGAAACUGACAAAUGAAUAAGACGAGUCAGUCGGCCAAUAGGUUAAUGCUAUCAGACUCUCGUAUCUUUUCAUAUCCGUUUGGAAAAACGACAUACAAUGAGAAAUCUAGGAUGACACAGGAAAGAGUGUGCAUUAGAAAAUCCCUUUUUAUCCAUUGAUGCGACUGUUUCGGUCACAUCAACGGAUGCACAAAAAUAAACCGUAUUAGCUUCCGACACAACUUUCUGGUAAGGAAUCGAUCGAGGUCAAACGUUUCACUGGUUGCGGAGCAGUAGAUAUUGCUUCCGUAAGGAAGAGGAUUCUUAUUCGUUAUACCUCUCGUGUGUCUUCCACAGGACAUCUCAGGUCUCGCGCACACUUUGGACCGGCACUUCUGAAAUAUUGAUUUCAAAAAUAUAUCUUUAUUAUCUUUUAAUCAGUCUCUAAUAUUACUUAUUUUUAUAUUAUAUACUUAUUUUUAUUAUUAUUUGAGAGUUUAAAAACGUUCUAUGUUGCGUAAUAAGUUUAAAUAAAUCUACAUAAAAUAAAGUCUAUAAAGUUUAAAAAUUGAAAGUUUAACAAAACGCGAAGAGAACAACACUGAAAAAACGAAACAAUAAUAAAACGGACAUGUGAAAUUAUAUUGAUUACAUUACAAAAUUAUAUUGAUUAGUCAUAAUUCAAGGAUACGCUUUGCCAUAUUAGAAUUAUGUCUUGAAAAUUACUAUUAAAUUAUGCUUAAUGUGGUCGUAUUUUAGAAGCUCGGAAUGAUCGUGUAUCGAGCAUACCGAUCGGUCCUCAGUGUGUAUUAUAAUUUUUAUCACUUCAUAAAAAUUAUUAUCACCAAUUGCAUGUAAGUAGAAUUACUGUAAAUAUAAAAGUAGCUGUAGACACGCGCGCUUGGAAACUUGUUGUUCGCAGCAAAAUGAUGGCAAAAUAAUUGAUUUUCAUGGAUCUAUUAAGAAUAUUAUUCACACGAGUUAUAAAAUGCGCAUUUGUAAUUACAUUUAUUAUCACGAGCGCUUUUGACUCGUGUUUUUUUCUUCAUCAAUUUUUUUGUGUUGCAAAAUCUUUUACAUAACUUGAAUCUCUUAUAUGUCGAUUCUUUAUGCGCACUCAAUGUAAUAGCAUCGUAUUGUAUCGAUUUGAAUGAGAAAAAUUCUUAUCAAAGGUUUCCGUAGCGUAAAAGCAUGAUACCAAUCUAUCUAUUAUUAUGGGGGUAUUUUAUGAAUAUUCAAGCUCAAUGUGUCUCUGACGUUAAUGUCAGAAAUAAUAAUUAUCCAGAUAUAUAUUUAUUUAUAAAGAAUAAAAUAACAUAUAAUCGUAUGACUCAGAAAGCAAUCAACACAAGAUAUUAAAUUAAAAAUUUAACUACUGUUUUAUACAAUAUAAAUUUUAUAGAUAAUUAUGAAGCCGAUUAAUACUAUGUAUAUAAAUCAAAGAAAGAAUAGAAUAAAUAGAAUUUAAUAAAUUUAUAUAUUUGUAUUAUGUUCGAAAUGUAAAACUGAGACACGCUGUCACAAGAUUUCGUGUCGUAUGAAAAAAAAGAGGCGAUUAAAAAACGCUGUAUGCUUGCCGAUGCUAAGAAGACUCUCGAACAAACCGCAAUGCGGGUUUACAGAUUAGUCAACAGAGAAGUCAACAUGUAAAAUAAUUAAUAUCUGAAUGAGAAUUUAUGUAUCAACAACGCACUUGUAAUAAUUCCAUUUGCAUCAAUUUCAUCCAAAAAAUCCAAUAGUUACAACGAACUCAUAGUAAAGAACAGAGCUUAUAGCUUAUCGAAAUAAUCUACAUAUACACAUAGAAAGAAAAUCUAAUUUAUUACACUUUUUUACACUACUCGAUUCGUCCUGUCAAGCUCACCAUUCCGUAAGGCACAGAGAGAGGAAAAGGUACAAUAUAGAAGUAUAUUUAUUAUUUUAUGUAAUAUAAAAAGGAAAACCCGCGAGAUUUUACGCUACGUAAUAUAUUUCACUUCUAUCAUUAUUAUCCUUCCACAAGAUACAUAGCGAGAUGUGAAUACAAAGAUCGGAACCGGCGCGGAUACACACGGUCCGAUGCCGUCGAAGAGGACCCGUGGAGUUGCACGUCCGCAGCGCUUUCUGUAUUUUAUCGAUUGUCUUGAUAAAACUGCGCAGCUAUAAAGGGCGCCGAGAGCGCACAUCCUACGUGCGUGUAGCGAAUGUUCAAGAGUGACGAAUACACUCGAGAGGUUAAAUUGUAAUUAAUGAGAUAAGUUAUUAAGUCUCGAGACGCGAGACGCUAAUUUUACCUCCAAUCUUAGGAUUACUACUCACUUGCGUACAACGUGCUCCGUCUUGUAAAUAUUGUAUCUUUCUCUUUUUUUGUAACAAUAAAAAUAAAUAUAUUACCUACUUAGA
Molecule: messenger RNA, 4241 nt
Organism: Cataglyphis hispanica
Lineage: Eukaryota; Metazoa; Arthropoda; Insecta; Hymenoptera; Formicidae
Product: elongation of very long chain fatty acids protein AAEL008004
Exons: 5
Coding region: 569-1468 (299 amino acids)
Biological process (GO): sphingolipid biosynthetic process; very long-chain fatty acid biosynthetic process; fatty acid elongation, polyunsaturated fatty acid
Cellular component (GO): endoplasmic reticulum membrane
Molecular function (GO): fatty acid elongase activity
Source: RefSeq, a predicted model, not a curated record